ACAGGAAUAACCGAAGAGUAAGGGGAUGAGAUAUAAAUUUUAGUUAUAUAUUUUCCGAGUAGGUUCAAUUCCACAAAAAGAGUGAAAUUAAUGGCCAUGAGCUCCUAUUUGAUCAACUCCAACUAUGUGGACCCGAAGUUCCCACCGUGCGAAGAAUACUCACAGAGCGACUAUCUGCCCAGCCACUCUCCGGACUAUUACAGCUCUCAGAGGCAGGAGCCUGCUGCGUUUCAACCGGACUCUCUCUUCCACCACCAACAACACCACCCCCACCAGCAGAACCACCACCAGCAACGAGCCGAGCCGCCGUACACGCCGUGCCAGCGCGCAGGACAACCCGCCUCGGUGGUGAUGUCCCCUCGGGGUCACGUCCUCCACCCCUCCGGGCUGCAGACCACCCCAGUCCCGGAGCAGAGCCACCGCUGCGACUCGGUGUCACCCAGCCCGCCUCCACCUCCGUCUUGCGGCCAAACGCCCCACAGCCAAAGCACUUCUUCCCCCGCAAGCACUCGUAAGGACCCUGUUGUCUACCCGUGGAUGAAGAAAGUCCAUGUAAACAUUGUGAGCUCAAGCUACACAGGAGGCGAGCCGAAGCGGUCGCGGACGGCCUACACGCGCCAACAGGUCCUGGAGCUCGAGAAGGAGUUCCACUACAACCGGUACCUGACGCGCAGGCGCAGGGUGGAGAUAGCUCACACACUGUGCCUGUCAGAGCGGCAGAUCAAGAUUUGGUUCCAGAACCGGAGGAUGAAGUGGAAGAAGGACCACAAGUUGCCUAACACCAAGGUCCGCUCCGGAACAAACAACAACAACAGCAACAACAACACAAACUCCCAGACCUUAACGGGUCCCCAGCACCGCUCCACCGGACCCCUAUAGCCCAGUAUUUGUAUGAUGCGUGCCCUCCCUUUUCCUGAUUAAUUCCUAAACUGAACACCACGCUUGUAACAACCGCAACCUGCACUUUGGACCAGAAUAACGCUGUUGCUCUGGGAGAGAGGGGUGUCUUUGCCGCAUGUAUGGCCCCGAUCUGUGCUGAUGCUAUAUGACGUUAUG
This is a messenger RNA of Monopterus albus (swamp eel), 1056 nucleotides long. RefSeq names its product homeobox protein Hox-B4a-like. Gene Ontology annotation, cellular component: nucleoplasm; nucleus. The coding region runs from base 91 to 879 and encodes 262 amino acids. Gene Ontology annotation, molecular function: RNA polymerase II cis-regulatory region sequence-specific DNA binding; DNA-binding transcription factor activity, RNA polymerase II-specific. Gene Ontology annotation, biological process: embryonic skeletal system morphogenesis; anterior/posterior pattern specification; positive regulation of transcription by RNA polymerase II. The transcript is spliced from 2 exons. The record is from RefSeq and is a predicted model, not a curated record. Lineage: Eukaryota; Metazoa; Chordata; Actinopteri; Synbranchiformes; Synbranchidae.